AUGCAGGCGUGUUUAAAGGACGAAGAAGGUCAGAGGGUCCCGAGAGACCCCAUGUUUCCCUAUGGACUCUUCAUAUUGGGGAGGUUAUCCCAGCCCAGCUGCAUGGGACUCUGCUUGCUGCUGCUGUGCACCUCUGAGGCAUCAGACCCGCAGGCCGAGAGCUCCUCCUGGGCUGGAUGUGGGAGAUGGUACCCUUUGAUCAGGGAGCACCACGAGCUGCUAUCUGUUGAUCGUUGUGUGUCUACUGCAGAGAUUGGACAGCUGAUAGAGUUUGUGAAUCCAUGGUUAGGAUUGUCUCCUUGGGGUGUUUAUACUGGAGAAGGUUAUGUUAUCCACUUUGGGGUGGGAGAUGAAAACAUGCCGCAGCAAGCAGGCCGCAGCUUCCUUCAGCUGAUGGCUCCGAAAUCCAAAGGUGAUCGGGUCCUGAAGAAAACCAGAAUCAGCAGACAGCGCAUCCCAGAGAUCCGAGUCCCUGCAGGGACUCGCAUCAGCGUUAACAACAAACACAACCUGACUGCAUCUCCACUGGAAACCAUCUGGCGUCGCUGCGAGACUUUCCUGCAUCAAGAGUUCAAGUACGAUUUGGUCAACUUCAACAGCGAGCAUUUUGCCACAUUUGUUCAAUAUGGCCACGCUGUGAGCAACUAG
Xiphophorus maculatus (southern platyfish) is the source of this 648-nucleotide messenger RNA. RefSeq names its product HRAS-like suppressor 2. Gene Ontology annotation, molecular function: glycerophospholipid phospholipase A1 activity; A2-type glycerophospholipase activity. The transcript has 4 exons. The record is from RefSeq and is a predicted model, not a curated record. Lineage: Eukaryota; Metazoa; Chordata; Actinopteri; Cyprinodontiformes; Poeciliidae. The coding region runs from base 1 to 648 and encodes 215 amino acids. Gene Ontology annotation, cellular component: cytoplasm. Gene Ontology annotation, biological process: N-acylphosphatidylethanolamine metabolic process.